Messenger RNA from Effrenium voratum, 1790 nucleotides. Lineage: Eukaryota; Dinophyceae; Suessiales; Symbiodiniaceae. The record is from the annotation of a GenBank genome assembly.
UGGGAAUCAGGCUAGAUUUGUCUCAGUGGGCCGCUGCUGCUGAGCAUCGCAAUAUCCAGGCUGUGAAAUCCGCUCCGUAUGGGUCCGUAUCACCGAUGCUUCGGCAGCCCCUUGCCUGGGCAGCUUUUCUGGCGGCACUGACCGCGGCAGAACGGGUUCAUCAGGUUCCUCCCCAGAAGCUCCGCGGAGAAGUGCUGCCGUUCCCUGACAGUUGCGACAAGCUGAAGACGGGCUCGUACAAAGUGAACAAAUCAGGCCUCCAGCUGCAGGACUGCACCAUUAGCGCUGGGACGGAUGUCAAGGUCGAGUUGAAACGGCCGUUGAUCGUCCACGGGAAUCUCACGGUGCGGGGCAACGCCACCUUUUGGAGUCCAAAGUAUCUUCGUAACAGUUUCCAGGAGGCUUGCCUCCAAGUGGAUCACCUGACAGUCUCCGGCAAGCUGGUGAUGCAGCGCUGCCAAAAUUUUGCAGCGGAUGGCCAGGGCGGCUGCCUCAAGGCCACUUCCUUGUUCAUGGAGGAUGGACUUUUGGACCUGAAGCACUGCACAUCGAUGGGAGAAGGAGGGGGCGCGGCGCUGGGCAGCUUGCACCAAAGGGCCGGCGAGAUGCGCUUCACCGAGUGCACAUCCACAGAUUUACUGGGUGGAGGCCUGUACGUGGAGGAUGAUCUGACCCAAGCUGGAGGCCAGCUGGCCUUCAAAGAUUGCCACGCACACCAAGGAGGAGGACUGUAUGCGGGAAAGGCUUCCACCAACGGCACAAUACGCAUCGAGGGGUGCAGCGCAGACUCAGGCGGCGGCGCCAUCGUCAAAAGCCUCCAGCAGGGCCCCGCAGGGCGCUUUCAGUGUCACGGCUGCAAGGCGAUCCUCCCCUCGACAUCCAGGCUCAGUUUCACCUUCGAGCUCGAAGGUGGCAUUGGCGGCUGCCUCCUUGUCUACGGUGGCAUUUUGGCUGAGGGCCGUGUGGAGGCGGAGGAGGUGUCGGCCAGCGACGCCUCCGCGGUGGCCACCUGGGGGCAUGCCACGUUCCACACGCUUUUGGCAUCACAGGCCCAGGGUCGAGCGGUGAAGGUGGAGGGCCGCCUGGCGGUGCAGGAGCUGACCGCCGGACCGUCCAACUGGUCCGUGGAGGUAGAGGCGGAAAAAAUGGCUGUGAAGUUCGCAAACUGCGGAGAAGUCGCGGAGUGCAGCUUUAAGGUCAGCGGAAAGCACCAAAAUGGCACGGACCUGGUGUGGCCCCGCUGCCGUGCCGGAUCCGGCAUUGUGGACACCGAUGCUGACGCGGAUCGCUACGUCUCCCGUGGCUGCUACACGUGCCCUGGGGGAGAAUUCCAGUUACAGCAGGGGGUGGCUGCCAGCUGCACGCCGUGUCCAGCGAUUUGGAAAUGCACCAAGAACAAGCUGCAGAUGCCAAAGGGUUGGAUGGCGCCCGUCGACCCGGAGAAGCUGCGCCUGGCCGAGCUGAACUUGACCAGGGAGGGAAGAGCAAUUCAGUGCCUCAGUGAGGCGGCCUGCCCUGGAGGGCAGCUGCCGCUGGACCUGGCGAAGCCAAUGUGCUCAGAAGGACGAACUGGGGUCCUGUGCGCUGCCUGCACAGCUGGGCAUUAUGCCACCAAGGGCGAGUGCGAGAAGUGCCAGGAGGCGUCCCAAGAGGAGAAGGUGCACCUCUGGGGCACGGCCGCGGCCGUGGCCGCCAUCGGCCUCGGCCUGGCUGGCGUGGCGUGGCUGUCGCGCGGCGCGGUGACCGAGUACUGGAAACAGGCCGGGGGACCUCUGGGGCCUCGAUUUUAG